Molecule: messenger RNA, 1131 nt
Organism: Antechinus flavipes (yellow-footed antechinus)
Lineage: Eukaryota; Metazoa; Chordata; Mammalia; Dasyuromorphia; Dasyuridae
Gene: HSD17B3
Product: hydroxysteroid 17-beta dehydrogenase 3
Exons: 11
Coding region: 38-970 (310 amino acids)
Cellular component (GO): endoplasmic reticulum
Molecular function (GO): oxidoreductase activity
Source: RefSeq, a predicted model, not a curated record
GUUAGAAUUUCAUCAACAUUCACAAUUCCCGUUGGCCAUGGGUGAAAUUCAGGAUCAACUCUUUAUCCUUAUAGGGGCACUAGUGUGUCUGAACUAUCUACUGAAGUGUGUGAAGUUCUCCAAAUAUUUUCUCCUGCGUUUAUGGAAUCCAUUGCCAAAAUCUUUCUUUCGAUCAAUGGGAAAAUGGGCAGUUAUCACAGGUGCUGGAGAUGGAAUUGGGAAAGCAUAUUCAUAUGAGCUAGCAAAACAUGGAUUAAAUAUUGUAAUGAUCAGCAGGACACUUGAAAAACUCCAGGCAGUUGCAAAAGGAAUUGAGCAAACAACAGGUAGUCAUGUAAAGAUCAUACAAGCAGACUUUACCAAAGAUGACAUAUAUGAGAACAUCAAAGAGAGCCUUCAAGGAUUAGAAAUUGGAAUUUUGGUUAAUAACGUUGGAAUGGUCCAUAAUUAUCUCCCAAGUCAUUUCCUUAGUGGACCAGAUAAAAUACAGAACCUGAUCCACUGCAACAUCUCUUCUGUAGUUAAGAUGACUCGCUUGAUUCUGAAAGACAUGGAAAUAAGGCGGAAAGGAUUGAUUCUGAAUAUCUCCUCAGGGGCCGGUCGAUUCCCUUGCCCAUUAUAUAGCCUAUACUCAUCUACAAAAGCUUUUGUAUGUACAUUUUCCAAAGCCCUGCAAGCUGAGUAUAAGGAGAAAGGAAUAAUUAUACAGGUGGUGACACCUUACUCUAUUUCUACCCCAAUGACAAAGCACAUCAACCCCAACAAAAUAACGAAAUCAGCAGAUGAAUUUGUUAAGGAAUCCUUGGAUUUUGUUGCAGUUGGAGAUGAAACUUGUGGUUGCCUGGCUCAUGAAAUCUUGGCACACCUCUUAGACUUGAUUCCUUCCUGGGUAAUCUACAGCGAUCUGGUUCAAAAUAUCUUUCUGAUCCAUUGCACAAAUUAUCUAAAACAAAAUUCUAAUAUCCAAUAAGUAACUCUCGGGGAGGAAGUCAAUGGAUACACCCAGCAACACCACUCUUGGUGGUUGCCUGAAGACCAGCAGAAGCCGUAGUCCUCACUUCACUAACUUGAAGUUGCUGCUAGUAGACCUUGUAGAUGUUUAAAAUAUUAAAUAAUUUUGCUUCUCCUCGA